UGGCAGUCGGAAGUUGCUUGAACGGAGCCCAGCCGGCCGGCCAAGAGACCGGUCUUCGUCGUCCCCGGAGCGCCCCGUGAGAGUCACCGACGGGUGGACGGACUGACCGCCGGAGGAGGGCCGGCCUGGGCGGUGGCAGCGCGGGCCCGAUGGCGCGGGUCGCGUGAGGCGGCAGGCCGAGUGCGGCCCGCGGUGCGCCCGCCCAGCGAUGCGGGCCCCGCCCGUCGCCUCAGGUGCCGUUUGGAUAGUACUUUAGUGGCACAAUGUACUCUGAGUGGCGGUCACUGCAUUUGGUGAUUCAGAAUGAUCAAGGCCAUACCAGUGUGCUACACAGCUAUCCAGAGAGUGUUGGGAGAGAGGUGGCCAAUGCAGUGGUCCGUCCUCUGGGGCAGGCAUUAGGUACCUCUUCAGCGGCUGGUAGUGAGAGUUUGUUAAAAACUGACAAAGAAGUAAAAUGGACCAUGGAAGUAAUUUGCUAUGGAUUGACCCUUCCAUUGGAUGGAGAGACUGUAAAAUAUUGUGUUGAUGUAUAUACAGAUUGGAUUAUGGCUUUGGUGUUGCCGAAAGAUUCUAUUCCAUUACCAGUUACUAAAGAGCCUAAUCUAUAUGUUCAAAGUAUAUUAAAACACCUACAAAAUCUUUUUGUACCAAGACAGGAACAGGGCUCCAGUCAGAUCCGACUAUGCUUACAGGUUCUGAGAGCCAUUCAGAAACUGGCCCGUGAGUCAUCCAUCAUGGCUCGAGAAACCUGGGAAGUCUUGCUGUUGUUUCUUCUGCAAAUUAAUGACAUACUUCUGGCCCCACCAACUGUUCAAGGUGGCAUUGCUGAGAAUCUAGCAGAGAAGCUGAUUGGUGUUCUCUUUGAAGUUUGGUUACUAGCUUGCACCCGGUGCUUCCCAACACCUCCUUAUUGGAAGACAGCCAAGGAGAUGGUGGCUAACUGGAGGCACCACCCUGCAGUGGUGGAGCAGUGGAGCAAGGUCAUCUGUGCACUUACUUCCAGAUUGCUCCGCUUUACAUACGGCCCUUCAUUUCCUCCGUUUAAAGUUCCUGAUGAAGAUGCCAAUCUGAUCCCUCCAGAAAUGGACAAUGAGUGUGUUGCACAAACAUGGUUUCGAUUUUUGCACAUGUUAAGUAAUCCUGUGGAUCUGAGUAACCCAGCCAUUAUAAGCUCAACCCCCAAGUUUCAGGAACAGUUCCUGAGUGUGAGUGGGAUGCCGCAGGAGCUGAGCCAGUACCCAUGCCUUAAACAUCUGCCUCAGAUAUUCUUUCGUGCCAUGCGCGGAAUCAGCUGUCUGGUGGAUGCAUUCUUAGGCAUUUCUCGACCGAGAUCAGACAGCGCUCCCCCAACACCCGUGAAUAGAUUAAGUAUGCCUCAGAGCACUGCUGUGAAUACCACACCACCACAUAACCGCAGGCACCGGGCUGUUACUGUGAAUAAGGCCACCAUGAAGACGACUGCAGUUACUACUGUUCACAGUUCGAAAGUCCAGCACCAGGCAUCCUCCACUUCUCCUCUGUCAAGUCCAAAUCAGACUAGUUCAGAACCCAGGCCGCUGCCUGCCCCUCGGAGACCAAAAGUUAACAGCAUCUUGAAUCUCUUUGGAUCGUGGUUAUUCGAUGCAGCAUUUGUUCACUGCAAACUCCAAAAUGGAAUAAACAGAGACAGCAGCAUGACUGCAUCUUUUAUCCAAAUUCUUCUUUCUUAUAAAUCUUCCAUUGCAACACAAGCUAGCAUGGAGUUUCGACGAAAAGGGUCCCAAAUGUCCACAGACACCAUGGUUUCCAAUCCUGUGUUUGAUGCAAGUGAAUUUCCUGAUAACUAUGAAGCAGGAAGAGCUGAGGCUUGUGGGACAUUAUGUAGAAUUUUUUGUAGCAAGAAGACUGGAGAAGAGAUUCUGCCAGCUUAUUUAUCCAGAUUUUACAUGCUUUUAAUUCAAGGUUUGCAGAUAAAUGAUUAUGUGUGCCAUCCUGUCUUGGCCAGCGUUAUUCUAAACUCCCCUCCUUUGUUCUGCUGUGACUUGAAAGGGAUUGAUGUUGUGGUUCCUUACUUUAUUUCAGCUCUUGAAACCAUUUUGCCUGACAGAGAACUCUCAAAAUUCAAAAGCUAUGUAAAUCCAACAGAAUUGAGAAGAUCCUCCAUUAAUAUCCUGCUUUCUUUGUUGCCCCUUCCUCACCAUUUUGGCACAGUCAGAUCUGAGGUGGUCCUAGAAGGAAAGUUUAGUAAUGAUGACAGCUCUUCUUAUGAUAAACCAAUAACUUUUCUGUCCUUGAAGUUGAGACUUGUGAAUAUACUAAUAGGUGCCUUGCAAACAGAAACGGACCCUAACAACACCCAAAUGAUACUAGGAGCAAUGUUAAAUAUUGUUCAGGAUUCUGCACUUUUAGAAGCCAUUGGUUGCCAAAUGGAGAUGGGUGGUGGAGAAAACAACCUGAAGAGUCAUAGUCGCACUAAUAGUGGCAUUAGUUCAGCAAGUGGAGGAAGCACAGAACCUACGACGCCUGAUAGUGAGAGGCCUGCUCAGGCUCUCCUAAGGGAUUACGGAUCCACAGCUCUUAAUACAGAUUCAGCUGCUGGGCUCCUGAUUCGCAGCAUUCAUCUCGUCACCCAAAGACUCAACUCUCAGUGGCGGCAAGACAUGAGCAUAUCCCUGGCGGCUCUAGAACUCCUCUCUGGCCUGGCAAAGUCCAGGACCCAAACCCAGGGAAUAGUGCCACUCUCCUUUAAGGUGAAGGUGAUGGUUGACUUGGGAGACCGAAAGCGUGCCAUCAGUUCUGUGUGCAGUUAUAUUGUAUACCAGUGCAGUCGGCCAGCUCCUCUUCACUCCCGGGAUCUGCACUCCAUGAUAGUGGCAGCAUUUCAGUGUCUCUGUGUCUGGCUGACAGAGCACCCUGACAUGCUGGAUGAAAAGGAUUGCCUUAAGGAAGUACUGGAGAUUGUAGAACUGGGUAUCUCAGGAAGCAAGUCCAAGAACAGUGAGCAAGAGGUCAAGUACAAAGGCGAUAAAGAGCCAAAUCCUGCAUCUAUGAGGGUAAAGGAUGCUGCAGAAGCCACUUUAACAUGUAUCAUGCAGUUGCUUGGCGCAUUUCCUUCACCCAGUGGUCCUGCCUCUCCUUGUAGUCUGGUGAAUGAGACCACUCUGAUCAAAUACUCCAGGCUGCCAACCAUAAACAAGCAUAGUUUCCGGUACUUUGUCUUGGAUAACAGUGUCAUCCUGGCAAUGCUGGAGCAACCGCUUGGAAAUGAGCAGAAUGAUUUUUUCCCCUCUGUCACUGUGCUGGUUCGGGGAAUGUCGGGAAGACUUGCUUGGGCUCAGCAGCUUUGCCUUUUACCCAGAGGAGCAAAAGCAAAUCAGAAGCUUUUUGUGCCAGAACCUCGUCCAAUUCCUAAAAAUGAUGUUGGAUUUAAAUAUUCUGUGAAACAUCGACCAUUUCCUGAAGAGGUGGACAAGAUUCCUUUUGUAAAAGCAGAUUUGAGCAUUCCAGAUUUACAUGAAAUUGUCACCGAAGAAUUAGAAGAGAGGCAUGAAAAAUUAAGAAGUGGUAUGGCCCAGCAGAUUGCUUAUGAAAUACACCUGGAACAGCAGAGCGAGGGAGAAUUGCAGAAGAGAAGCUUCCCUGACCCGGUUACGGAUUGUAAGCCUCCACCUCCUGCCCAGGAAUUCCAGACAGCCCGCCUUUUCCUUUCUCACUUUGGAUUUUUGUCCUUAGAGGCAUUAAAGGAACCUGCAAAUAGUCGUCUACCUCCUCACCUCAUUGCACUCGAUUCUACCAUACCUGGGUUUUUUGAUGACAUUGGGUAUCUGGAUCUCUUGCCAUGUCGUCCUUUUGACACAGUUUUUAUUUUCUACAUGAAACCAGGUCAGAAAACAAACCAAGAGAUUUUAAAGAAUGUGGAGUCUUCCAGAAAUGUUCAGCCACAUUUCCUAGAAUUUUUGCUCUCCCUUGGCUGGUCAGUAGAUGUGGGCAGACACCCUGGCUGGACGGGACACGUGUCUACCAGUUGGUCAAUUAAUAGUUGUGAUGAUGGCGAAGGGUCUGAACAAGAUGAAGUAACUUCCUCUGAAGACACUGGGGCUAGCAUUUUCAAUGGGCAGAAGAAGGUGCUGUACUACGCUGACGCCCUGACGGAAAUAGCUUUUGUGGUUCCUUCUCCUGUGGAGUCCUUAACUGAUUCUUUGGAAAGUAAUAUCUCAGACCAAGAUAGUGACUCAAAUAUGGAUCUUAUGCCUGGAAUUCUGAAGCAGCCACCCCUGACACUUGAGCUGGUCCCCAAUCACACAGACAGUCUUAAUUCCUCACAGAGGCUCAGUCCCAGUUCCAGAAUGAAGAAGCUGCCUCAGGGUCGUCCUGUGCCUCCCCUUGGACCUGAGACAAGAGUGUCUGUAGUCUGGGUGGAACGCUAUGAUGAUAUAGAAAACUUUCCCCUCUCAGAUCUGAUGACAGAGAUCAGCACUGGUGUGGAAACUACUGCAAAUAGUAGCACUUCUCUGAGAUCUACAACUCUUGAAAAAGAAGUCCCAGUAAUCUUCAUCCACCCUUUAAACACUGGAUUGUUCCGGAUAAAAAUCCAAGGAGCCACUGGAAAAUUUAACAUGGUCAUCCCCCUUGUUGAUGGGAUGAUAGUCAGUCGGCGAGCACUAGGCUUUCUGGUGCGGCAGACUGUAAUCAACAUUUGUAGAAGAAAGAGACUGGAGAGUGAUUCCUACAGUCCACCACAUGUCCGUCGGAAACAGAAAAUCACUGACAUUGUCAACAAGUACCGGAAUAAGCAGUUGGAGCCAGAGUUUUAUACUGCCCUUUUCCAGGAGGUCGGACUGAAAAACUGCAGUUCUUAGAGCACAGUUUGUCCAGGGCAGUGGACUGCAGUAUGGGCUCUGACAUCAAAGCAAGACAUUUGUGAAAAAUAAAGGAAUCACUCCCAAGAACUCACUGUUGAAUCACCAGAAGAAGCACGUGGUGAAGCCACUGGCUGGAGGAGUGCCAGCUUCCUGAUGAAUGGACCUCACACGUCACACUCCUGCUGAAAAUGACAACAAGCAUUUUAGCCAUAAACUUUCUUUUAAAGUGACAGUUUUAGUAAAAUACAAGCCUUUUGAGGAUAAAGGCUUUUAUGCAUCAGUUACAUACGUGCAUUGGUAGUGUCAACAGGCUUACAAGUUAGGAGCUGAAGAUAGUUUAUACCUCGCUUUUUAGGAGGGUGUAUUCAAAAUUAAAAUCAGUCUCAGAAUCUUCUAGAACUUUUUAAGGCUCAGUUGACACCAUGAAGGAAAGAGGCUGCAGCUUUGUCCUCACAUUUUGAUCCAUUUGUCUCCUGUCACACUGACAGGGUAAAACAUAAAUGAGUUUUGCUCAGAUAAGUCUGACAUUAAAAUAUUUCCUCUUUUCUCUCCAUAUUUAAGCAAGUUGUCCCUCUCAUUGCCGUGGAGGUCUGUCACAUGGCUUCAGCUUCUUAGCGGUCAGAUGGAAAUGGAAGCACAGCUGUGUUCUCUCUUGGCCUAGUGGUCAUGUUUGGGGUUAAAACUGAGCGAGCAGUGGUGCCUCAUUUCUCCAUUACUGUUCAGUUUGAUGGCAUGAUGAUAUGUUAGACAUGGGUCCUCCAUUAAAUACCAAGAAAUGUGAGUUCACAACAGGGGCUGGAAAGGAGUUGGCUUCAUCCAUCAUUUAUUUCAGGACCAAGCAGCAAGCUGCAGUAAUUGAGGGAGGGUUCUGUUCAUGGUUCAGGAACAAGUGUCCCACCACCAAUCACUCGGCUCUUUUAGAGAGCACCUGGUUCACAGUCCACAGAACCAGUGUCAUUUCCUUAGGUGGCGGCUGCUGUUACCCUUCCUGGCCUUAGCCAGCUGAAGGUACAAGUCCCUGCCAGGACUCUGGAAUAUUUCUGUCACCUGACUACGUCUCUUCUGUCAAGGACAAAGCAUAGGAGGUGGCCAGAACCAAAUUGUUUUAGAAGGACUCCUGUUACAGUGCUCAGUAUAUACCUACUUUUAUGUUCUUACUCCUUCAGUAAGAUUAUUUGUCUUAGAAAACAAGUGACAUUUGUAGUCCAAAGAAGAAGAAUCCUAGUUGAAGAGGGGUGCUCCCAGUGGCCCUCUGUUGUCAUUACAGUCUGGGUCAGGGCUCCUCGGUGUGGGUUGAGCGAGGUUCUGUUCUUUUCCUAGGCUAUUGGGGCAGUGUUGGACCUGCCCUGUGCAGGUCCUCCAUUCUAGAAGUGUGUGUUCUGCCGUCUCGGAGCAAGAACCAUGUGUGGAGCAGCCUGUAGUCUGGUUUGCCGCCACCCCCUUUUUUCUCAGCUCAGGUACAGACACCCCUUGUCAUGCUUGUCCCUCAUGUCACCCUCUAACUCCUGCUGUGAGCCCAGUUUCUACUCUUUGGUUUGUUUGUUUGUUUGUUUUGGUUUUUUGAGACAGGGUUUCUCUGUGUAGCUUUGCGCCUUUCCUGGAUCUCGCUCUGUAGACCAGGCUGGCCUUGAACUCACAGAGAUCUGCCUGCCUCUGCCUCCCAAGUGCUGGGAUUAAAGGUGUACGCCGCCACCACCCAGGUUGGUUUGUUUUUUAAGUCAGGCAAUAAUCUAAGGUUUCUAGGUGAUAACAUGGGGUGAGGAAUGGUAAAAAUUAGUAGUGAGUUUUGCCCUAAAAAUAUUUUAGUAAUUCAGAAGAGGUGAAAUUGAACAACUUUUAAGAUGCUUCCAGAUUGACACUUCAUGGGGAAAGUGGGUUCUUGUUCUGUCCAAGGUGAACAAAGAAUCUAUACAUACACAUGCAAUUUAAAACAUUCCAGAGGCUACAAAUAACUGAUAUAAAGUUGUACUUCCUUCUUGUGAUUCUUCUGAAAAAUUUUUACUUUGGAUAUUGUUUAAAUGAUACUAGAACGAUAAUGUAUGGGAUAUGUGUGUUGGGGGGAGCUUACUGGUCCUUCCCCUUCUGUUGGCUCUAAUUUCUAACUCUUUGUAAUUCUGAUGACUUUGCUAAGAGAAAAACCAUGGCAGAUGCAGUUUGAAAUCUGGGGUACAUGGUAUUUCCCCAAGGAAGGAGGGCUACAUACCCCUAAGGCAGAGAAGUCCUAGUGUGCACAGCCAUCAGAACUUGGGAUGCACCCCCUCACUGGCCCCCUCUGUUCCACACACCAUCUGCCCACCAAAGGAGUGUGGUAAGAGCCUUGGGCCUCAGAGUAUGGUUUGGAAUGCUGCUCACUGAGUUCACCCUCCUGCCUGUGCUCAGAUCACUUUGAACAGAAUCUUGUCAGAGGAAUGUAGUUCGUACCUACAAUAGUCUUAGUCAUUCACUUGGUACAUUUGCCGCCUCGGUUCAGACACUUGGGGAAACACUGGAACCAGUCUGGACUGUGGCUUAAGCUGUUCAGUUGCUCUACUUGGAUGCCCAGGCAAUCUCAAAGAGAAAACAUUUCUUAAGGUUGUUUAGGCUGGUGGCCUCUCCUUUUCACUUCUGAAGCUGGCUGGGUUGGGAAGGGGGUUGCUCCUUUGACUGGGAGCACAGGAAACGGGACUCGUAGCCUCUUUGAACCUGGCAGCCACCUUCCUCAUUUGUCUAGAGUUUCCUCUUAAGACCUGGACUUUGGCCCCUAGAAAAGAAUAAUUAUAGUAGUAGGGCAGCCCCUCGCCCAGCUACAGAUGCAUGUGCCAUGCACAUGUAUACAUGAGCAUCUCCCUCUUCCAGCUUCCUGAUUUUAGGGUAACUCCAUCUCUGGUCUUACCUAUAAAAAUACUUACACUUUGGCUGGCCCUGUUGGUGUCUGGCUUACAGGUAGUAGGACAGCAUGGAAGAACAGCUUCCUGUCUGAGCUAGGGAAGAAUCAGGUUCUGCAGACUGACCUCUACAGUGAUGAGUUUUCCAGGGUGUAUUCCUGUUGAAAAGUGGAGCAACACACACACACACACACACACACACACACACACACACACACACACACACACAGCAUCAGCCUUGGGCACAGCUGGGUAGACAGUGACAGCUGUCUUGGAGGUCAUUUGACACUCUCCUGGCAACAGUUGUCCCUUAUUAUUUAAAGCCUGUUCAGGCCGGACCUUCUGUGUUAACAGUGACCAUUGGCAUCCACUGGUCUGUUCCCAGCACUCCCUGACAUCCCCUCUUCCUGAGGGUCCACCUGGACAGUGGAGUCACUGGUCUUGCUGCUGGCAGAGCCAUGCACUGUGUGGGGUUUUCUCAGAAUAGCCACCCUCGUUCUUCAGACAGGUUUGUUAGUGAUGAGGGAAAAUGUGUAAUUUGGGAUUCCACAGUGCCUUGCAUACAGUAGGCGCCCAAUACCUAUUUGUUGAAGCAAAUCAAGUUCUUUGUCCCCACAGUGACCAAGGCAUCUUCCUCUGAAGGGCUUUGCAGCUGUGGCUAAAAAUUAAGUAUCAUUAUUUGCUCGAAACCAUAUUUACAAUUUGUAUGAAUUUCGGUAUAUUGCCAAGAUGGGAUCUUUUUCCUAUUGUAUUUUCUGUAAAUAUUUCUGCCACUGAUCUGUAAAGUAAAGGAGAUGUAAAUAUGAAAGUGUGCCUGUGUCCCUCGCUGCCUGUGUCGAAUCUGCGUCAGCCUGGGAAGAAGGUGCAGAGCUGUUCGUAUUUAUGCCUGUCCUCCGUCCACAAGAAACCCACGGGAUACUGAAUGUAAUACAUGCAGUCAAUUAAAUUUUAAGGAGCUUCUUAUCUAA
This is a messenger RNA of Peromyscus maniculatus bairdii (prairie deer mouse), 8673 nucleotides long. The record is from RefSeq and is a predicted model, not a curated record. NCBI's taxonomy places the organism in Eukaryota, Metazoa, Chordata, Mammalia, Rodentia, Cricetidae.